AUGUUAAGACUCAAAUCUAGGCAAUUGUGGUUGAAGGAGGGAGAUAAGAACUCUAGGUUCUUUCAUAAUUCUAUUAAAGAUAGACAAAGAAAGGGAGCUAUUUCGGUGUUGGAGGGAGCCGAGGGUAGGGUGGAGGGAUUUGAGGAGGUCAAAAAGGAGGUAAGGGAUCACUUUGAAGGUUUUUUCAAGGAAGAAAAUCAUGAUAGAGCUGUUCCGAAGGGGCUGGACUUUCGCUCUUUGACCAAAGAAGAUAGAGAGUGGUUGGAAAGGCCCUUCUCGGAGGAGGAAAUUAAGACGGCGGUGUGGGAUUGCGAUGGAAAUAAAAGCCCGGGCCCGGAUGGUUUUACUUUGGAAUUCUUUCAACAAUGUUGGGAAACGUUAAAGGCGGAUGUGGUGAGAUAUGUGACGGAUUUCUUUGACAAAGCUAAGCUUACGAAAGGUUGUAUAUCGUCCUUCAUUACGCUUAUUCCUAAAGUCAAGCACCCUAUUAAAUUGACCGAGUAUAGGCCGAUUUGUCUUGUGGGUAGCCUUUAUAAGAUAAUUUCUAAGCUUUUGGCGGGAAGGAUGAAGAGUGUGCUUGGGAAGUUGGUUUCGAAAAAUCAAACGGCUUUUGUUCCGGGGAGAAACAUUGCGGGCGGUGUGUUGGUGGUGAAUGAGGUGUUGGAUUUAGCCAAAAGAAAGAAGCGGAGGUGUUUAGUUAUAAAGGUGGACUUUGAAAAAGCUUACGAUCGGGUAAGUUGGAGUUUUUUGAGGUUUGUUCUCAUCAAAAUGGGGUUCGGAGCAAGAUGGUUAAGGUGGAUGGAAGGAUGUGUGUUCACUAGUAGUUUGUCCGUUAUCAUUAACGGGAGUGUCACAAAGGAUUUUAAGGUGGAAAAAGGCCUUCGUCAAGGAGAUCUGUUGUCCCCGUUUUUGUUUGUUCUAGCCACGGAAGUGCUAACGGGCCUAAUGGAGAAAGCUAUCUCGUUAGGAGAAUUUAGAGGCUUUAUGAUUAAAGACCAAGAAGCGAUAAGUAUGCUCCAAUUCGCGGAUGAUACAAUUAUUUUGGCGGAAGGUGAUCUUGCGAAUAUUUGGAGUAUCAAAUCAAUUCUUAGAGGUUUUGAGAUUAUGUCGGGGUUGAGGGUUAACUUCAAUAAGAGCAAUAUUUUUGGUGUUAAUGUGGGAGAUUGGUUCAUCGAAGCGACUUCGACCUUCCUUGUGUGUAAAGUUGAUAAGUUGUCGUUUAAGUUUUUAGCACCUACGAAGGUUCUCAACGAAAUUCGGUCUAUCCAAAGUUCCUUCCUUUGGAAUGGUAGUGAAGACAAAAGGACCAUCCAUUGGGUUCGAUGGGAUACGGUUUGUAAAGAAAGAGAUGAAGGAGGAUUAGGCGUAAAAAACGUUGAGGUGGUGAAUUUAGCGUUGUUGAGCAAAUGGAAGUGGAGGAUAUUGACGGAUGAGGAGGCGGUUUGGCGCGGAAUUCUUAUCUCUAGAUAUGGAGAUGUGAAGAGAAAGGUGUUAGUUGGGGAUGUUUCCGUUACUGAGAAGGCCGGUUCAAUUUGGUGGAGGGACUUGCUCUUAUCUGACAAUUAUUUAUCUUUUUUAACUCACAACUUUGCAGGUGCUAUUUUCUGUAAAAUUGGGAGCGGGACUGACACUCCCUUCUGGCACGGCUGCUGGGCAGCCCAGCAAUCAUUGGUAGCAGCUUUUCCAGAAUUAUUUGUGGUGGCUGGCAGCGACAUUUUGUCAGUGGCAGAGGCUGGAGUAUUCAACAGCCAUGGCUGGACAUGGAAUGACAGUGUCAUCUUCGACACUCAGGCAUCGGUGGAUAAUGAUUUGCGGAUAGAAUUGCAGCAGCUUAUCCAGAAUUUUGCUCCUUGCGAUAAUGCUGCAGACGUGUUCCAUUGGACCCCUUCAACGGAUGGAGAGUUCUCGGUUAAGUCAUGCUACAAGAGAUUCUUUGAAAAGCUGUCCGGACCACCUCUAGAUCCUAACAUAGUCAAAGCGGCUGCUCUCUUAUGGAAGGAAGAGAACUUAUCUCACCUUUUAGGUGGUUGCGAGGUCGUGAAGGGUGUGUGGGCGAAGGUUUUCAAGUGGAUUGGUACUAUCGAUGACUUAUCCUACAAGGAUUUUGUUAGGUAUCCUUUUGCCAUGCACAAAGUGAAAGGUUCGGUUGUUAGGGACACGGUAGCGCUUUUUAAAGGGAACUUUGCUACUUUUGGGGGGUUAGGAAUUCUAGGCAGAGAAAGUGACGACAAAGAGCUUCUAUUAGCGAUUUUGGAAAGCAUUAGAGCCACUGUAAAGCUUAUUUUGUAUUGA
This is a messenger RNA of Vicia villosa (hairy vetch), 2292 nucleotides long. RefSeq lists its product as uncharacterized. The transcript is spliced from 4 exons. The record is from RefSeq and is a predicted model, not a curated record. Lineage: Eukaryota; Viridiplantae; Streptophyta; Magnoliopsida; Fabales; Fabaceae. Bases 1 to 2292 code for a protein of 763 amino acids.